Messenger RNA from Anopheles darlingi, 1398 nucleotides. RefSeq names its product pupal cuticle protein 36a-like. Gene Ontology annotation, cellular component: chitin-based extracellular matrix. The transcript has 4 exons. Gene Ontology annotation, molecular function: structural constituent of chitin-based larval cuticle. NCBI's taxonomy places the organism in Eukaryota, Metazoa, Arthropoda, Insecta, Diptera, Culicidae. The coding region runs from base 178 to 1185 and encodes 335 amino acids. The record is from RefSeq and is a predicted model, not a curated record.
CUCAUCGAAGCUCGAAGCUCGUCCUCUGCUCCCCACGACGACACCCGUGUCGUGUUGGCCCGUGGUCGGAAUAGCCCGGAUUUUGUAUUGUUUUUGGCGAAAAGUGCCCCGAAAUAGCACGAACACAUCAUCCGACAUAUCCUGUCGCACGAAACCAAGUGUCCUGUACGCAUAACCAUGAUGCACAAGGUAAAGGCCCUUGUCCUGCUCCUGUGUGGCCUGGCCAGUGCUGCCCGGCUCGAUAACCUCUACGGUGCACCGGCACCGGCAGCCUCCUACCAGGGAGGAGGCGGUGAUGGUAAUGUGCUGAAUGCUCCCCGGCAGCAGUUCGGUUCCCCGGCCAGCCAGUAUCUUCCACCGACGGCUGGUGGCCAGCAGCAGCAGCAGCAGGGCUUCCAGGGCGGUUACCCCUCCGUAGCUCCACUCGGUGGUCAGCGUGGACCACAGCAAGGAUUCGGUGCACCGUACAACCCGCAACAGCAACCUGGCGGCGGCUACGGUGGUGGUGUAAGCAACGCCCUACAGCCACAGAGUGGUGGACCGUCGGCCGGAAACUUCCCGGGCAACAACUACCAGCAGACGACACCGAUCCCGAUCCUGCGCUACGAGAACGUUAACAACGGUGAUGGCAGCUAUCGAUUCGAUUACGCCACUGGUAACGGCAUCCAGCACCAGGAGGAGGGUUUCCUGCGUAACUUGGGACCGGAAAAAUCGGAACAGGUAGUCUCGGGUGGCUACUCCUACACGGCACCCGAUGGCCAACAGUACAGCGUCCAAUACAAGGCCGACGCAAACGGUUUCCAGCCCGUCGGGGAUCAUCUGCCAACGCCACCACCACUGCCACCAGCGCUGCAGGAAGCGUACGAUCUGCACGCACGUCUGCAUGCCGAAGCGGCCGCACGGCCAAAGAACCCGGCCUACCAGGAUGGACAACCCGGUCAGCAGUACGGUCCUCCUCAGCAGCAGCCACAGCAGUACUAUCCGCAGUCCCAGCAGCCCUCGUACCAACAACCACAGCAGCCUCAACCACAGUAUCAGCAACCGCAGUACCAGCAGCAGUCUCCUCAGUUCCACUCUAGCUCACCGAACGCCAUCCAGGGCUACCCAUCAGCACCAGCUAAUCAGUAUCUGCCACCGAACAAGCGGCAGCAGGGCUUCAACCCUAACACCGGCUACACCUACUAGGCACUGAUAGAGCGAGAGAUAGAGAGAGAGAGAGAGAGAGAGAGAGAGAGUGCCAGUGUGCAAAACAAAACAACCAUUACUUUCAUCGAUUUCAGUAUUUAUUCGAGCCGUUAGUCCUGCCUGCCAACAACACACAAACGAUGACAAUGACAUGCCAAUAAUAAACGAAGGUAACCGACCCGGAAGUGGCCACUACCUUCACAAUCAUCCUAC